AUGAUGUUCAGAGGUGAGGCGAAAAUCGGCGCAGUUGUUGACGCGGUCGCGGUCGGACACCACGCACCAACGGUCGCGGAAAACCUUCAACGGAAUCAGCUCACGGUCCAGUCGAGAAUGGCCUGCGCCCACGGCAGAAAACCUAUCAGGACGUGGUUCUCCCUCGUUUUGCUGGCUCACCUUAGCUUCGCCGAUCCCCAGCUGGACCUGCCGCCGCUGCCGCAGGUCUCUAGUACGCAGCGCAACCCAUACGGGGGCUACGGCCUCCUAUCCAGCACCCCGUCUAUAAACAGUCCCGGGAAUCAGUACGACGUGCAGAACAGGAACUUCCAGUACAGCACGUCGCGGCCGCUCGCCUCCAGCACCGCGGGGCUGUAUCCGGGCUCCUCCACCCCAUUCAGCCGGAUCAACCCGGACAUAAGCAACAACGGCUACCCCAGCCCGGAUUACGGGAACGGGCGGAACCCCAGCUCCACGCUCAGGCCGUACGACGUCAACCGGGAUGACAGGAUCGACGUUAACAGCGAUCCCAACUUCAGACGGAACGAUCCCAACUUCGCGCGCACCGACCCUAACUACGUUGGCGCCAGCCCGUACGAUUUCGGCGGUGAUGGUAUCGGGAACAGCAUAGAGGACAGGUACCAGAGGGUGAAUUUGCAGCAAGUGAGGGACUUCCUUGCGCACGCUGACGAGCAGGCGUCCAAGGAGUGCACUAACAACGUCGCAGCUCAGUGGAAUUUCGAAACAAACGUCAAUGAUGCAACCCAACACGCCGCACUGGACGCCCAGCAGCGGUAUACCCUGUUCCAGCGUGGGUUAUGGGAGGCGGCGAAGCAGGUGCCCCGUGGCGCCAUCAGGGACUUCGGCACCUUCAGACAGCUGCGUCUGCUCUCCAUCAUCGGAGCGGCGGCCCUUCCACCAGAUCAACUUGAUCGUUAUAACCGCAUCAUAAAUGACAUGCUGGCGGUGUACAACACGGCGGAGAUCUGCGCAUACAACGAGCCCUUCAAAUGCGGUCUCCGGUUGCAGCCAGAUCUGCAGAACAUCAUGUCGCACUCCCGGGAUUGGGAUGAGUUGCAGCACGUAUGGGCGGAGUGGAGGCGGAACACCGGCCGCAGGAUAAGAGACCUUUACGAGCAGCUGGUCGACCUCACCAACCAAGCAGCGCGCCUAAACAAUUUCACAGAUGCAUCUGCUUAUUGGAUGUUUCCCUACGAAUCAUUUAAUAUGAGACAAGAAAUCGAAGAAGUUUGGGAACAGAUUAAGCCCCUCUAUGAACUGCUGCAUGCGUACGUCCGUCGCCGUCUUCGCGAAGCUUUCGGCCCUGAGCGGAUCUCAAGGUCCGCUCCUAUCCCCGCCCACGUACUUGGCGACAUGUGGGGACAGAGCUGGUCUGGUAUCGUGCCUUACACCCUGCCUUACCCUGGCAAAAACCUCGUUGACGUCACACCAGAGAUGAUUAAGCAGGGCUACACACCGCUGACGAUCUUCCAGCUGGCCGAAGAGUUCUUCGUCUCCAUGAACAUGUCCGCUAUGCCGCCAGACUUCUGGAGUCUGAGUGUGUUGGAGCAGCCGGUAGAUAGGCACGUCCACUGCCAGCCGUCGGCUUGGGACUUUUGCAAUCGCCACGACUAUCGUAUUAAAAUGUGCACGCAUCCUGACAUGAAGGACCUGAUAACCGCCCAUCACGAGAUGGCACACGUUGAGUAUUUCCUCGCCUACAGAAACCAGCCCAAGGUCUUCCGUGACGGGGCUAAUCCAGGUUUCCACGAGGCGAUAGGCGAGGCCGUCGCUCUGUCAGUGGCCUCCCCCCGCCACCUUCAGACCCUUGGCCUCGUGCAGAAGUCCAUCGACGACACGGCCCAUGACAUCAACUACCUGUUCACCCAGGCGAUGGACAAACUGGCCUUCUUGCCCUUCGCACUGGUGAUGGACAGGUGGCGAUGGGACGUCUUCACCGGUGACGUCAGGAAGGAACAAUACAACUGCCAUUGGUGGAGGCUCAGGGAGCAGUACCAAGGAGUGAAGCCACCAGUGCUCCGGUCCGAGCUGGACUUUGAUCCCGGUUCCAAGUACCACAUUCCCGCGAACAUACCAUACAUAAGG
Molecule: messenger RNA, 2106 nt
Organism: Iphiclides podalirius (scarce swallowtail)
Lineage: Eukaryota; Metazoa; Arthropoda; Insecta; Lepidoptera; Papilionidae
Source: the annotation of a GenBank genome assembly